UCUCUCUCUCUCUCUCUCUCUCUCUCUCUCUCUCUCACUCUCUCUCUCUCUCUCUCUCUCUCUCUCUCUCUCUGUAAACACCGCCCCUUCUGUUUGCACAUGUUUCUCUCCGGUAUUUCAACACACAGCUCGGAGUAGGAUGGUGUCCACGCGCUUUAAACGCUGGACAUGAGGCCUUCCUGACUCUGCUGCUGUUGUAUAUGAGACGCCCUGCCGACUUUUCCCUUUGCCCUUCCACACUUAACCACUCAGAAUGGACCCCGCCACUGAAUCUAAAAGGACGGUUUGGGGUAAACUCCGGCAGAGAGCCAAGCCCCUCAUCCACUCCGUACGGGGCAAUGGGGGUCACAAGAGCCCCAAAAUCCCCCGCAAGCGGCAGGACAAACAGGAGCAGUGGAAGCUGGACCAGGGAAAGAGACUGAGCUGCUCAGUGCCGGACGUGAGUCGUCUGACCGAGACCUCGCCAGCCUCGGUCCAUAACCUCCAGACAACACCCUUAACGGACUCUCCGUGCUACAGCAAACCCUGCAGCCCAGUUUACCUGCCUCUACGACAGAGAGGGAGCAGCACGCCGGUUCCAGACGGCUUGCUGAAUGUACCUACAAUCUCUUCAGAUUGGACAAUCCAAAGGUCAGUCAACGGCAGUCAUGUAGAGGAGCAGGAUUCUUUUCUGGAGGCUUCAGAUGAGACGGAAGAGAGGGAGCCUGGUUCUCAGUCCACAGAGGAGGUGCCUUCACAGCAAGUGUUGGAGGACUCAACAGAGCAGAGAAAACGGAUUGAGGACAAUGACUCUGAUUCCCUUACCUUCCACGACACUGAGCAAAAUACUAUGGACAUGUCAGGAGAGACGGGGAGCAUCGGGGAGAGCCAGAGAGAACUGCAGAAGUCAUACUUGCUCUGCAUCAACCUAAGAGAAGGACGAGACCUCGUCAUAAGAGACCGCUGUGGUACAAGUGAUCCAUAUGUAAAGUUUAAGCUCGACGGGAAGACGCUGUACAAAAGCAAAGUGGUGUACAAAAAUCUCAACCCGGUCUGGAAUGAGUCAUUUUCAUACCCUAUCCGUGAUCUACAACAGAAACUUGAUAUCAAGGUCUAUGAUCGAGAUCUUACCACAGAUGACUUCAUGGGAUCCAGCAGUGUUGUUCUAAGUGAUCUGGAACUUGAGAAGCCAGUAGAAAUGGUGCUGCCACUUGAUGACCCCAACAGUCUGGAGGAUCAUAUGGGAGUGAUAGUUGUUGAUAUCUGUCUGUCAGUCAGAGAUGGAGACAGCAAGAAAAAUAAGUGGACUCCAAAAGGAAAACAAAACCAAAAGUCGGGCUCAUCACCACAGACCAAGCGCCUGUCAGAGUCUCUGAAGAAGAGCCAGCUGUGGACAGGAGUUCUGACCAUUACACUGGUGGAGGGUCAGAAUCUGCCUGUAGAUGGACAAGGAGAUGUGUUUGUGCGCUUCAGACUAGGAGACCAGAAAUUCAGGAGCAAGUCUCAGUGCAAAAGGCCCAACCCUCAGUGGAGAGAGAGGUUUGACUUCAACCAGUACCUCGAGGGAUCAAACAUUUUGGAGCUGGGUGUCUGGUCCAAAGAGGGAAGGAAAAAUGAAGAAUGUUAUGGAAUGUGUGAAGUAAACCUCUCCAUGUUGUCUGUGAACAAGCCCCAGCUGUUCACCUCUGCCCUGGAGCUGGGCCGAGGCAGGGUGGUGUUUCUGGUGACCUUAACUUCAUGUACCGGUGUGUCCGUCACUGACCUGUGUGCUCCACCGCUGGAGGAGGCAAAUGAAAGAGACAACAUGCUGAGUAAAUAUAGUUUGAGGAACUCCUUCAAGAACGUCCGGGAUGUUGGUUUCCUUCAGGUCAAAGUGAUCAAAGCAUCAGAUCUCAUGGCUGCAGAUUUAAAUGGAAAGAGUGAUCCAUUCUGUGUUCUGGAGUUGGGGAACGACCGGCUGCAGACUCACACAGUCUACAAAACGCUGAACCCUGAGUGGGAUAAAGUCUUCACAUUUCCAAUCAAAGACAUUCAUGAUAUCCUGGAAGUGACGGUCUUUGACGAGGAUGGAGACAAGGCCCCGGACUUCCUGGGGAAAGUGGCCAUUCCUGUGCUUUCAAUACACAAUGGACAAAUGAUUUCUUGCCCAUUAAAGAAAGAGGACUUGGGGAGUUUCUCCAAAGGAACCAUAUUACUGGAGCUUGAAGUUAUCUUCAAUCCUAUCAAAGCAAGCCUCAGGACUUUCAACCCAAGGGAGAGGAAGUUUAUGGAGGACAAUCCAAAAUUUUCCAAAAAGGUCCUGACUAGAAACGUUGUACGUGUGAGGAACAUCUACAGAGCAGUGAAUCAAGUCCUGCAGUCCAUCAAAAGCUGCUUCCAGUGGGAGAGUGUUCAGCGGAGUAUCAUUGCAUUCAUGGUCUUUGUUCUGACGGUGUGGUACUGGGAGUUCUACAUGCUGCCCCUGUUCCUGGUGCUCCUGCUCAUAUGGAACUACCUACAGAUCGCCAGUGAGAGGGUCUGCCUAGAACUGGAUAGUGUGGACAUUGGGGAUGAGGAGGAUGAAGAUGAGAAGGAAUCUGAGAGGAAAGGCUUGAUAGAGAAAAUUCACAUGGUUCAGGAGAUUGUCAUCACUGUCCAGAACCUACUAGAGGAAAUUGCAUGCUUUGCUGAAAGAAUAAAAAACAUGUUUAACUGGUCAGUGCCAUUCCUGUCCAAUCUGGCCUUUCUGGUUCUCAUCAUCGUCACAGUGAUCACGUACUUCAUCCCGAUACGCUACAUCAUUUUAUUAUGGGGUAUAAACAAAUUCACAAAGAAGCUGCGGAAACCGUACGCCAUUGAUAAUAAUGAAGUCAUGGAUUUCCUCUCCAGAGUGCCUUCAGAUGUUCAGAAGGUGCAGUACUUUGACCUGAAGCACAGUCACAUCCACAGCCCUGUCCGGAAAAAGAGAGCUAUCCAGUAGAUCCAGCACCUCAUCAUCUCAUCAGCUGAGACCCUGUUGCAGACACUACACUUCCCUUUAGUGUUCACUGCUAAUUUGAGUUUAUUCAGAUAAGCACUGGUGGACAGAAUGUGUUUAAAUGUAUUAUCUGUUGGAUUAUUAAUGUUUUAAAGCUGUUUUAAACUACUUGAAAUCAAACUGACCUCCACUAAGGGGUGUGUACAUUGCCAUUGAUACUGCUGGGUUAUAACCAAAGAAAAACUACUGCUUUCUUACCAGGGAUCAGGAGAAUGUAACACUCUGGCCAGACCUGGGUUUUAAUUGUACUGUCUAAUAUAUUUUUUAUAUUUUUAACCUAAACAAGAUAUCGUACUUGUAUCUUGAUUAUUUUAAGUAAUGUUAUCUAGUGCAUUGGUUCUCAUUUUCGGCAGCCAGGUAACAUUUAAGUGGGAACAAAUUAAUUAUGCUUAAUAACCUGGAUUUUAACUAAUUAAUUUAUGGUUUAUGAUGUUUUAUUAUUAUUUGUUAAUAUCUAUGACUUCUGCUGGAAUUGUCAGCUAACUCAUUCUACAGUCAGGCUAUCAGAAUGAUCAUUCUUAUUGUGUGAUUCAAACUAUAUUCACAGCUUUUUGUUUUGGCGUACAGUUUCCAUGAAGCAAGAGAUUUUUAGCUAUUUUUUACCUAAGAAUUAAAUGUAUGUAUCCAUCCUUCUUAUGUCAUGAUAACACAUACAGUAACAUAACUAGUAACACCCAAACAAUAACAUGGAGUACUACAGCAACACUUCGCAACUUGCUUAGACCCCAAAGCAACUAUCUGUGAAGCAAUUAGGCUAAACCAUUAAGCAACACCGUAACAACCACUAAGCAACCCAAAAGCAACCUCUCAGCAACACCAUAGUUGAAUUUAUUUUUUUGCACUUGUUUUAUUGAUGUUAUGAAUGAAGUGGUGUUGUGUAUCUAAUAACAUGUUUCUUUUGGCUCGUGUUAAAAUUCUGUACCCUAUACACAAUGGACCCCACUUUGAGAAUCAUGGCUUAAGGGAAAUUAAAGUAAGGUCUGUUUUAUUCAUUUAAAUUUAUUUUAUAAGUAGAAAUGCCUGGAAAUCAGUUAAAUAAUCAAACAGUCUUGCUAAAAGUUGUGACUUUUUGGAAUGUGUGUAGGUAGUUUGCCUCUGUGGAUGCAGGUUUGAUUGUAACUGGUUGAACCUGAUGCAGUCUGUUACCCUGAUUUUAUCACAUGCAUGGGAAUCCACCUGUGAAUCUCUGAAUCCGAUGUUUUAUGAGAGAGUGCAAUAUAAAGUUAUAUAUGAUUUAAUGCACAUAUAUACUCACAGUUGCUGCAUGUAAAGAUUCUAUAGUACAUGGUGAGAUUAAGUGGGUUUUUUUCUAGGUUCUAAAUGAUAAUGUAACUUUGAGAGAUUUUGGAAUAUUUAUGUAAAUAUAUAUUUUUGUACUCUUCAGCCUUUUUAAUGAUCAGGCAUCAUUAUAAAUGUACAGAUACUUUACCCGGAUCCCCCCAAACAAAUCUACAAUGGCACAUACAUACCCAGUUGUAUAUAUAUAUAUAUAUAUAUGCAAGUGCCUUAUGUGUGUAUUCUGUAUUAUUGUAAAUAGAACUAAAGAUAAACUGCACUUUCCUUACAGAAUAUGCAUCUACUUGUACUAUAGUAAAGUUGUAUUGAGAUGGAGUUUAGUGACAAAUACAAUCUUUAAUUUACAUUCACUCUUUUAAUCAUUUUAAUAAGCUCCGUUUAUGAAUGUACAACUAAUGAGUAGCCUAUUGAUUCCAAUGUUACUGCAGCAUGUUUUAUUAAUCGCAUUUAAUGUUGGAAUUUUUGCACAGAGGAAAUGCUGCAGUGAUGCAGUUCACUAAGUGGACCGGAAUGAAAUGUUGUGAUCUACUUAAUAAACAGCUUGGAUCACAAA
Astyanax mexicanus (Mexican tetra) is the source of this 4844-nucleotide messenger RNA. It is a transcript of the gene mctp2b, whose product is annotated as multiple C2 domains, transmembrane 2b. Lineage: Eukaryota; Metazoa; Chordata; Actinopteri; Characiformes; Acestrorhamphidae. Gene Ontology annotation, molecular function: calcium ion binding. The record is from RefSeq and is a predicted model, not a curated record. Gene Ontology annotation, biological process: regulation of neurotransmitter secretion. The coding region runs from base 254 to 2938 and encodes 894 amino acids. Gene Ontology annotation, cellular component: synaptic vesicle membrane. The transcript has 23 exons.